Ascochyta rabiei is the source of this 1725-nucleotide messenger RNA. RefSeq lists its product as uncharacterized. The record is from RefSeq and is a predicted model, not a curated record. The transcript is spliced from 5 exons. Bases 1 to 1725 code for a protein of 574 amino acids. NCBI's taxonomy places the organism in Eukaryota, Fungi, Ascomycota, Dothideomycetes, Pleosporales, Didymellaceae.
AUGACACCCAAUCCAGAGCCCUCCGGUUUCUCCACCUUGUCAUUCAGUAAUAGCACGGAUCAGACGCGAGCUAGCCAACGAAAGGAUAACAAAGGUCGCAAAUUCUUUCAACAGAUGCAACCAACCUUCUCGGUACAUGUGCCAACAACGAACACCACAAAGCUUGAAUUUCUGGACAAUUUUGAUCCCGCGAAAGAUACAGUGGUUCGCAAGAAGGCCCGAGAAUGGGUCAACAAGAACCGCGAGAUCACCAACCUCAGCGGACAAGCAACACCAAAAUCAAAACCCAAGAACGCUGCAUGGAAAACGGAAGAUGAAGAGAAGAGGACACAGCUGGCACGACGGAGAACUGCAGCUCCCGUGAUAACAACCAGUCUUCCCAAAACAGUCGCCGCAAGCUCUGUGGACGCUUUUGGUGUCCUUCCGCACAUUGGAAGGGAUUUUGAUCAUAUCAUCAAGUACUUUCUUUCAUCCAAUUGCCCCGAAGAGAUUCCAUGUUCAGACGAUAAGUAUGCAGACAAAUCCAAGCAUGCUCUUGUCCCCUUCAAAUACGAGAACACUAUCCUGGGCAAUAUGGCUAAGACCGAGCUCACCUUUGUCCUUUGGCUCUAUGCUACGGUCAUCAUCCGUGAUGGAUCGUCGGGCAAUUUAAACACUGAGGAGGUUUACUGGUUCUACAACAAAUCUCUAAAAGUGAUGCAGGAGACCUUACAGAGAGAAACAGCAGCUGGGACGUUUUCAGACUAUCUUAUAAAUGCUGUCUCUUGCAUCACGGCUGCUUCGGUAUUUUCUGGCAUGUUCAAGACAGCUGUGCUGCAUCGUGAUGCGUUGGUUCGCCUUCUCGCACACCGGGGCGAUGGUGACAUAUUGGCUGGCUGGCAAUCUACAGGUUACUUUACACGUAAGGCUUCGCAGUGGUGUGAAAUUUUGGUCGCAGCACAGCUUGCGGAAGUACCGAAACUUCCUCGUCAGCCUCAAAGCUUCUCGCCGCUUCCUGAUUACAUCAUUCUUGCAACUAAAGUACUUACCGCUACGACUCUUGGAAGUCUGCCACCGCUUUCCGAGCCUUUCACCGAAGUCAUUUGCUGUUUGCACCAAGUUGCCGUUUUUUACGCAUCUCCACCACCAGACAUCAAGAUCGAUGAUUACAUUAUUCAGCCAAUAUAUGAUGUCCAGUGUACACUUUUGCGGAUACUAGCAGCUCAAAAGCAACCCGAGCAUGGUUUCUCGGACAUCGAAGUAUUACUCGCCGAAGCUUUCCAGCUAUACUUCUGGACGGGAAUAAGAGGAUUACCACCUCAAACUAGGCUAUGUGAGCUCCUAAUAUCUCGUGUCAUGAAAGCACUGCUUCCGCUUCUACUCGAAGCAAGUACAGAGCUGUCCUUCGAAACAGGACCGAGAUUGGCUGCGUCGAUUGAAGCCAAGCUUAACAAUAACCCACAUCUAAUGGAAGCUAAAGACUACUUUUACCGCUUCCUUAGACAUCCGCGCGAGGUGAACAAUGCUAUCACAUGGGCAUUGGCUCUUGGGACUUUGGUCACAGCACCGCUCCUUGCGCCUGAGCAUAGUUGGUUCAAGCAUCAUUUUCAGUUGCAGUUGCGAGCUAUGACUCUGGAUCAGGACGAGGAUCAAUGGCUAGCCUUUCUCGGUCUUUUCCCGAUUACAGAUAGCUAUCCCAAUCCCUGGUUCAAACUGAAAAGUGUGUGGCGCGAACACGGCAUCUGA